CAGGUGUUCUCAGUGCCAAUUCUGCCUCGAGUGGCGCCACACGGAGGCAAAGAAGCUAGCAUGCCCACUCUGCCAGCCUGCCCUAACCUCUGACGGCGACGCUGCCGACGAGUGUUGGUGAAGCUGUGGGCAAGAGUGACAGUUCUACGAUGGUGAGGUAAUGGUGAUUUGCGACAGUGCGAAAGGAAAGGCCAGUCUCGUGUAAACUAGUGACGGUGGAAGGCUGUGCGACACGGAAAUUGUCCAAGGAGAAAAAUAUAUUCAAAGCUUCGGGAAAUAAUAAGUGAGUCAGGAAAAUCAGUCCUGGUUAAGAAAGAAAGAUCAGGCUAGAAUCCUGGGAAAUCUUUAAAAAAAUCAUAUGAAAACGACAGCAAUGUGCCGGUGUUGAAUGUAGUGUGCCAAGUAGAGUCUGGUUAUAAAAGAAUGUGAUAUUUACAAAGGGAAAGAUUUGAAAAAAAAAAUCCAUCGAAAAAUAAGUUAGUUAUAUAGCUGUUAUACCAAAGUACGUAAUUACAUUUAACAAACAAACACGCUGAUAUACAUACAUGCAAGAACCCACACCUUAAUCAUCGUUUUCACAACCAAACAGAAUAUCUAUCCUUCACACGCAACCAACACUCCCUGCCACAUUCCACCACAAACCACUUUGCCAGACUAGAUUCAGCUGGUUUGCUCACCACAGCCCAACGGAACGACCCGGUUGUCAGCCAACCAACCAGUCCCUUACAACCCACUAAUAAACACCACAACAGCAACUCCUUUCAACCAACAUUCCAAGACACUGGCAGACUUCUCCCCUGUAUCUCCGUCGGUCACGACCCCGAGACGCCCCUUUCCUUGUAGUGGUCAGUAUGUGGAGGGAGUCGAGCCGUAGCUCCAGGACCACCUCCCUCUGUGGCUCAUCACCGCACUGCUCUGGAGGUCAGCAAGACCCCGGCGCUCUGGCACCCGUGAGCAGAAGGUAGCGGCGAGUGCUUUUCCUCUCGCGUGAUCAACAAGUAGGCACUGGAACUUGGCUGCUUCUUAUGAGGCUUUAUCUGCAUCCAUUGGGAACGUCUGUUGACUUGCGCUGGCACCCGCUCUCGCUGGCUCCAUUUAGCUCUUGCUGCCUUUGCUUCGACCCUCGAUGGUCCAGUCCAUCGCUCCGUACACGCCUGCCUCUUGAUCACCUAAAACAAUUUCUGCUGGAAUUCUGCUCAUCUCUGCUGCUGUGCCACUCCGCUGCUCACAUAAACUGCUGACGCUCUUCCUGCUGCUCCCGACUUCGCAAUUUAACAAGAUGGCCCCCCGUCGUCAGCCGGCUUCGCUGUACCAGCAGUGCGUGAACCACCUGGCACACCAGCUGGACUUCCUGUGCGGCGUCCAUGUGCACGCGCCCGACCACCCUCAGCUGCUGGCCGCCGUGGCCCACCUCGACGCCCAGCUGCCCGUCCCGCUUCAGGCCGCCAUAGGUGAGGCCCUCCUGACUAGCACUGAGAGGCUGCAGAUGACGCCGUCGCCCUCGCACGUGAGCCUCCUUCUGCGACUUCGCGUGCGUCGCCUGUCAACGAGCGGUUCGGUGGUGCAGUCGGGCGUCCUUGAGACGGCAGACGGAAGCUACCUAGAACACCUCUCUCUCUUCUACGGCGGCUGUGGGGAGCGCGCCACCCGCCUCUACCAGUUCUUGCACACACUUAGCAACCUCACCUACCUCAACUGCACCGACUUCUGCAACAAUCACAUGAUCGACAUCGUGGCCAGAACCUGCGACCACCUCCACUGCAUCGACCUUCGAGGCUGCUACGACGUCAACGAUGACGGCGUCUUGCGGCUGUGCGGGCUGGAGGACGGCCUCCGCGACAUCAUCGAGGUUCUGAGCAAAGGCGGGAGGCUGCAGCCGACCUCGCGCUGCUCGCGUUCGCUUAAGGAGAUCAAAUUCUCCAUGACGAAGGUAACGGAAGCAGGCGUAGCUGUCAUUCUCCUCGUUCUCACCAACAUUGAGAUUCUGCGAGUUCCGGACAUCAAGAUGGAGAAGGUUUUCAAGUUCUUGCAGACGCUUGAUCACAAAAAUGUUCAGUGCAACCUUAAAGAAUUUCACUCACGCGAAAUUCUCAAUGAAUUCCAGUUGACGGUCCUCACGAGCCUCUGCCCUAAUCUGGAAUACAUCCAGGUCUCGUUCAUCGGAAAUUCAGAAAUGGACCUGUCGCGGCUCCAGCAGCUGACUCGUCUCCAGAAGCUCCGCCGCGCAAAGUUCGCUGACGUGAACUGCGAUGCGUUGGUGUGGUUCCUGGAGCAGGUCGGGGGCCGCAUGACGCACCUCUUCCUCUAUACGUACCACACGCGCUUCGCUCAACAGAAGCUGAGCAUUACUCGCAACCACCUGCAGUGCCUCGCUCAAUAUUGUCCAAGUCUGGAGAGCCUUUGCUUGGACGGCUACCUGCUGGGGGAGGACAUACCGUAUCACCUGGCACCUGAAAACAUACAGUACUUCAAGACCCUCCGAACCCUCCAGGUGGCUUCCAUGAAACUUUCCGAGGACGACCUGAAGGUGUUCCUUAACAAAUGCCAAAACAUGCGGAUUCUGGAACUCGUCCUUCAGAAUCCACAUGUCCUCUACGACCGCCUUAUCUGCCAGCUCCUGGACGCGGGUGUCUGGGAGAACCUUGUCAAAAUCCGUGUCCUCAACUCGCCGAUCACGAGUAAGGUAAUGACCCGCCUGGUGACUGAGUGUCCGCACCUUCAGGAGGUCGGCUGCCUCUACACCUGGCUCGUUUCUAAGGAACAGGUGUCCGAGUUCAAGGAAAAAAUUCGGCACCAGAAUUUUGAUAUCGAAAUCUACUGACGGUGAGUACGCGCUUCGUGCGUGCUACACCCCGUUGUUCUCUUGCAAAAAUGUUUCAUUUGUGAUGACGCUUGCUGCAUACCACACGCAAGGUACGAAGUGAUAUGCUGUUUACGAGUGUGAUUGCCAAUUCCCUGGCGGCCGAAGGAAAUGUUAGGAACCCGAGGACUGUCUGAACACCUGAGCCAAAACGCGCAGAUGCUCUGUGUUCUGCCGCAUUUUAGACGUCAGUGUGAGAUCAGUAGAAGUUGCGUGAAGGUGAACGGAAAUCAAGGAAUACUUUCCUCUCCCCUAAAAAAGACAUGAUGAAGUGACCUGAUUUUUGCUUUAAUAUCGAGUCUAUUUAUUCUUUGAAAAAGUUCAAAAUGUUUUUAUUUUAUCUUUAUAUAACCUACACUCAAUGCAUCCGGACAACGGCCACAGCUGGCAACAGUGUGGUGAGAAAAACGCCAAGAAGAACAUUGAUAUCCUGCCAGGCUCGGCCUCUACCCCUGGUGCUAACAGAGGGACGAAGCAGCUGAAAAUGUUGGUAUUUCAGUGCACAAGAUAUUUAUAUGUAGCAGGUGAUACUGCGUGUAUAAAUUUCAAUUUUAGCAUUGUAUUGUCAAGUGACAGGCAAUCGACCUCACUUGCUGGAAGAAGACUGACCCUGUUCCCCCUAAAUAUUCCUACCUUAUACCAUUUAAGGCCUGACCAUUUAAAGGUCAGACAUAUUGGGCUACUAGCCGUCUGCUUAUCACUGAUUCGGGCGUCAGAUCAAAGAGCUUUAGCCAAGCUCGAAAAGGGUUAAUGGCGAUUGGAGAGUAAGGGUAAAGAAAAAAUACAGAGCCAGGGAUAUCCGCGUAUGAUCAAACAACCUGCUAGCUUAAUCGGUUGGCCGGUCUAAAGUUGGAGAUUCUGCCAAAGCCAAGUAGCCUCGACUAUGCUCUCUUUAGUUAGUCCACCCACGAAAGUUCGGUAUUUAACUCGAUUGCAUUGUUUUCUCAAAGAACGCCAAAGCUAUUACUGCAGAGUUGUUACUUGUUAUGUCUGGGUUGGCUAUUGCUCUUCCAUUUAAACAGCCAAGCUAAAACAUGUAAAACCCAGCUAUCGCCCAAGUUUUGACUAUGAGCCUGUGUAGGGGACUGGUAGGAUGUCUCAGAAUUUAUAUUAUAUUAAUAUAAACGCCUUUGUUGUACUAUUGAGUGCAAAACUUAAACUAGUUUUCACUCCAUUUUGGAAUAGUUUUCAGAUUGUUGAUAACGUGUUUAUUUUGAGAUGUAUCGUAUAUUUUAAAUCUGUAAGUCAUAAGAUGUCUAAAAAUACCAUUUCAUCAGCCAAUUCAUUCAGCAUUACUCAUACUAGGCGAGAGUCCAAAAUCAUGCAUAUUCGACACUUGUUAUUACAUGCGCUAACGUUCAAACUCGAAAGUAUGUUAUAAUACUGCAGUUUGCCGAAGUGGAAUGUGUACCCAAGAGAAAUAAAGAGUACGUAGCUUGAAGUCUGAUAGUUCUUGCUGCUACUUGGCAAUCUACAGUUUUUAGAUAUGCAGUUUUUACGACAUUUGUAAUAACAUUUGGUCGUGUCACCCAAGUACCUGUGCUCAGUCCGCCCUUAGCUGUCAUGAUCACAUUAGAAUCUACGGUAGUGUUAUUUUGAGUGUGAUUCAAUAUUUAUUCACCUGACUAAAAUCAUUUAGUGUCUCGUUGAUUAAGGCAGAGAGUGAGAAACCUGUUUAGUACCAGAGAAUACGAGUUACUAUUUUAACAAAUAUGUAUUUUAGACUAAAGCUAGUCAGUUUGCGAGCGCCACUGCGGCAUACUCAAGUGCUGGCUGAAACCAGAGAAUAUGUGUAACCAUUUUGCUUUUUCAUAAGCACUGAUGGUCAUCGCAUGUUUAAAGGCUGAAAGCUAACCGACGCAAUGCCAAAGGUGUGUAUUUCAAAGUCAGUAAUAAUAGGAAGCGAAAGGAACAGGCUCUCGGUGUCGCGAGAGACGCUUCCCGGGCUGGUCCUUCGUGUCGAUUUAUCCAAUGUUGUCUUUCACGCAGUUGUGACUUGUUUCUGAAUAAAUAGUUGAUUUUUUCAUUAC
Messenger RNA from Penaeus indicus, 4890 nucleotides. RefSeq lists its product as uncharacterized. The record is from RefSeq and is a predicted model, not a curated record. The transcript has 3 exons. Lineage: Eukaryota; Metazoa; Arthropoda; Malacostraca; Decapoda; Penaeidae. Gene Ontology annotation, cellular component: cytoplasm. Bases 1280 to 2821 code for a protein of 513 amino acids.